This is a messenger RNA of Liolophura sinensis, 8644 nucleotides long. Its product is annotated as beta-1,3-galactosyltransferase 5-like. Gene Ontology annotation, cellular component: Golgi membrane. Gene Ontology annotation, biological process: protein O-linked glycosylation. The transcript has 2 exons. Gene Ontology annotation, molecular function: N-acetyl-beta-D-glucosaminide beta-(1,3)-galactosyltransferase activity. NCBI's taxonomy places the organism in Eukaryota, Metazoa, Mollusca, Polyplacophora, Chitonida, Chitonidae. The record is from RefSeq and is a predicted model, not a curated record. The coding region runs from base 429 to 1643 and encodes 404 amino acids.
GUCUAACAGCUGAUUUCCAUACCGUCGAGGAAUAAGUGUUGUUUUGUGUUUCUUUAAUAUAUAGAUGCCAUUUCCUUGAUUUUGUGAGUGAAGUAAUGCAUUGCUUUGUUCCAAAUAGAAUUUCUUGCAACCCAUAAUUUUGCUACUAUGAACAGGUCACAAGAACUGGAUUGGAUGGUAGGAAUAAUUUAUACCGGUAUAUAAAGUGAAUUUUAUAUGUACCGUUACAGAUUAUUUUGGUUUGUUAUGGAAGGAUCAUGCGACCAAGAUUUUAGUUUUUCUGCUUCACUGCUCCUGUGGGACAACUGUAUUUAACAACUUGGGGUUGCAGAAGUGCUGACUGUUUUACCUUUCCUGCCCAAGCCACAUCCGACAGAUUUUGCCUAGUUACUGUGAAUAACAAACCUGUCAGUUCAGAAGCUGUAGAUAUGACACCUCCUGAGUGUGUUAAAGUGUUCAGCGCAUCCUCAUCCCGAGUGACCUCUGGUUGCAGUGACAGGGAGAAGUUGUGGUCUCACAGAGUCAUUGUUGUUGUUUUAACAGUCAUGCGGCCCGGCAGAUUGUCAUGUAAGUCUAUGGUGAAAGCUGUUGUUUUAACUGCAAUUUUAACCAUUGUGUCUGGCUUUUUUUUGCUGUCUUUUGCACCACAGCUAAGCACAGGGAUUUCUGAUGGCACAGCAUCUGACAAUUAUCAUGUGCCACGAAGGAGAAAACUCCGACUGACAGCUAAAGAUGGACAUUCUAUAAAUGUCAAAGCACCUUUGCGUUUGGGAAAAGAUCCAGGUGAUGUGUGGGAUAUCAAAGUUUUCAAAUCGUAUAAUGAUAUUCAGCCAUACUGUGAGGAAAAUGCAAUUUUAUUGAUCAUGAUAACAUCUGCGCCUGGCAAUUAUGAAAGACGAAAUGCCAUCCGCAAAUCUUGGUGUAGCAGUCAUACUAUGGGGUUUUCAGCCCAACAGUGGCAGUGUGUGUUUAUGAUAGGACAGACAGAGAAUUCCACUAUCAGCACUCAUAUCACACAGGAAGCCUUUCGUUUCAGGGACAUCUUACAAGGCAGCUAUUUGGAUGUUUAUAGAAAUCUUACCCUGAAAGUAUUCCAUGGAUUUGACUGGGCAGCUAAAAACUGUCACCAGGUUCAAUAUCUGCUCAAAACAGAUGAUGAUUGUUUUGUCAAUGCUGGACUUCUGUAUAACUUUCUAGUGAACCAUAAUCAUAAUUUAUUGAACCUGUACGUGGGAAAUGUUUUCUCAGCCGAAGACAAGAGGACAGUUGUUCGUAACCCAAAGAGCCGCUGGUUUGUCUCUGAACAGGAUUUUGCAGAGACAAUUUACCCAAGAUAUUCCAGUGGAACAGGGUAUCUCAUGUCCUAUGAUGUACUUCUUCGGCUGGUGCAGGUCAGCAAGUCUGUCACACCUUUUCCUGUUGAAGAUGCCUAUGUAGGAUACCUCAUCUAUAAACUGGGUAUUGAGCCUAUUGCCAGCACUCGAUUUACCCUGUAUGGUAAAGGUUGGACUACAUGUAACUUUCUUUAUCUUAUGGUCAUCCAUGGUGUUGAAGCUGACACACAAAGUAAAAUGCUGUCAAAGACACUCAGUGCCCCAUACAGUCACUGCAAAGUAGAUGGAUUAGAGAGCAGCUGGAGGUAGCCCAGUCUUCUGUGUAUGCAUACAUACACUGUGUAGCUACAUUCAAACAAGUUGCUGUAACAUAGUGUGAAAUGUUACAUAGUUUUACAACUUGUAAGUAUUAAAUCCAGGCUUGCCAUGGCUAAGACAUUUACAUCCAUGUAUUAGUUUUUUACAACAGGUUAUCUUUUUUUCCCCAGUAAUCCUUAACAAGUUUUUAUACACUUUUUGAACAAUAUAUACUAUUUUAUUAAUAUGAAGAUGUAUCAUUGUUUAUAAAUUGUUUUUAUGUGAGACUGUUACUUUCUAGGAGGUGGGUUUUUGAGUAAAAUAAUUCUCCAUAUGUAUAAAGUGUAUAAAGUUACUUCACAUUGAUCUUUUAAAUGACCAUUGAAAAUGAAUGUCAUUUGUUAAGGAUUAACUCUGUCAAGACGUUAUUUUGAAAUUUUUGAAAUAUAUAAAUUGAAUUAUUAACUGGUUAGAGUGAAGCAAUGAAUGAUCCAGCUUGGUUAGAAGUGCAUAAAAGGAAGCAUAUUUAAAACCAGUACAUGUAUAUUUAUGUUGUAUGCAUGUAUACCUAAGUACAUGCAUGCACAUAUAGACAUUGCCAUAGAUUGGACGAUUCAGAAAGAGACUUUAAAAUUAACAUGAUUAAUGUUUACUCCUUGAUAUGUAUGUCGUAUAAAGAGGAUUUUUGUGUAAAACUAAAUUCCUACAAUGUUGAAUUAAAGUACCUCCUAGUGUGCCAAAGUGUAAUAAGAAAAUAGAUGUGUAACUAUUAACUGUGCCUUAAAUAAGUAAGUAAGUACUAUUUUAAUGGGUGUAUAAUUUUCCCAUCAUACAUUAAAUUGUAUAAUGAUGUUGGUCCCCAGUUUUGUUCUAUUCAGGUGAUGGUAUUCCUUAAUUCUUAUAAGCAUAUUCCCAAAGUUAGUUAUAUCACCAGUUUAUACCUGUGUAUUAAGGGGUCUUCCCCAAUCAUUAAUGAUGCCUUACAUCUUGUUAUAUGAAUGCAUCUAUACGUACCAUUAUACCUGACAUAAUGUGUAAAAUACAUACAUAUUUAUGGUUUCUUUAGUAAGCUGUCCAUAAAAAGUGUGUAGUGAAGUAAUUAUGCAGUCAGUUAGGGCCUUUUGUUUAGCAACAGUUAAAUAUGCACUCUUUCAAUGAUGUAACAUCUGGUACUAAUGUACAGUGAGCUUUAGUUCAUCCCACUGGUACUUUUCAUCUGUGGACAGAAGUUUGCAUGACCUUUCAGAGAAUUUGGCAGGCUGCCAUGUAAGUGGAUGAGAGCAGCACUGAACAUCUAUACAUACUCAUAGGAGUUUAGAGAAUUACACCAUCCUGACCUAUUUCUUCUGAAUAUUUUGCUUAGCAUAGUCACUGAUAAUUUUCAGGCUGUAUAAUAAUAAUUUCUCAGAUGUUGCGUUGAAAAACACCCAGAGUGAGGAGAUUUAAUCUUUAGGAUAUCUGCUUUCCAGGAUAUGUCCUCCUUUCCACUCCAACCCUAAUUUCUAAAAAUUUUAUCAUCAUAUAUUUCCUUUGUUUCCACAGUUUUUAACAAUCUGAUCAAGGCUUUUGCUUGAUUGUCGGAUUUUACUUUUUGGUCUUAAAUUGUUGUUGAUCUGCCGUCACUACUGUAUUUAAAAGGGUUUUAAAAAAAAGACUUCUUGUCUCUUACAGACUUUCAGUGUUACAAGUAAAUGAAUCAUUAGGCACAGUUAAGUUUUAAUAUCUACCUCACUUAUUUAGGCCAUAAUGUGCAUAUGCCUGCUGAAUGUGUGAGUGUCGGGCACCUUACACAGCUAGACAGCCUAUAGCUGGGUCAUGCUUUUUUAUCAAGACAUCAUACAGGGGCCAACCACUGGGGAAAGUGGGCGAGAGCUGCUUAUUGCAUACACCAGCUGUACAGGCCUCACAUAGGGAGGGGGGCACAGUGCAGGAAGGUGUUGGGAAGGCAGCCUGCAGUGGCAGCUCACUGAUUCUGUGGGGUUAAGCUGGGUCACACCAUAGGGCCUGGGAGCAUCAGCACUCAGAAUGAGGGAGACUCUCCCAUGCUGCCGGUGCAGCUGUGCUGGUUGAUCAGUACACAUGAACUCUAGUAAUAGCCUUACACACUAGAGUCUUCAACAUCUAAUAAAAUAUAUAUAUAUUUCCACCUUUCACUAACUACCUCAAUUUGUAAGUGGAAUCCUGUAUACAUUACAUAAGUGUUAUGUACUGUGUGUGAGUGUAUUAAUGCAUGGUUUUGAACUGCUGUUUUCAAGAAGAUAUAUUUUUCUACCUAUUCCUUUUUUUUUAUAUAGAUGCUGUUUGUAAGAAACUGCUUCUCAAAGGCUACCAAAAAUACAAACUUGUGUAAAUGUCCAUUUAUUAUAUGAUACCUGUGCAACAAAAAUUCACUGUCUUCUUUCAUUGAUCUGUAUAUGGCAUCCAAUAUAAGCCACAUACUACACUUACAGAUUUAAACAUUAUAGAGCAACUGUGGUCACGUAAAUCACUGUUACUUAUGAGGAAACAUGACAUUUGGACAUGUACACAACUUUAUCAGGACCAUAUUGUAUUGCACAGACAUUAUUUCUGGGGCCAUAUGGUUCCCUUGACCCUUCGGAAUCUAUAUUUAUACUCAGAACAUACAUCUAGUACAUGCAUGUACACUAUAUGUAGUUGACAUGAUAUGUACCUUUUUAACAAUAUUUCUAUUACAUUAAACUGAUUACAAACUUGGCAGGUAAGUCUUUUCUGUCAGUGUUUCAUCUGGGAUUAAUUAAUCCCAGGUUCCAUGAAAUUCUGCUGCUGAUAUGACAUCAAAAUUUGGAGAACAAUUUUAAGUUUCUUACAACAAUACAGGAGGCCAAAGUUAAAAGGUAAACUGCAAAAGCUAUUAAUAGCCCCACUUAACAUACAACUUUUAAAAAUAGGGUGAAAAAUUUUCAUUUCACCUAAAGAAAUGUUGAACUUGUUAAAAUCGGUAUGUUAAAGUGUUCACACUGGCACAUAAACCCAUUUUCAGAUUCGCAGCAGCAAUGUUGACCUUCAAAAUGUCAAUAAAAUCACACUUUGGUAGGAUUUAAUUGCAAUUGGGAAAUUAUACAUCAUAGAAAAGAAACCAGAUUUUAUAACUGGAUACUUGUAACUUUAAAAUUCAAAAAUAGAUUGUGAUGUGAUGUCACAUGACGAAUUUCUACAGUUUUCAUUGGACUUCAACGCCCUUUGCAAUUUAUGUUGCUCUGUGAAUGCUGUUACACCAAAUACCAAAUUUCAGCUUAAUCAGUAGAGUUCUUGUGGAGAAGAAGUUUGUUAAAGCAUUUGGCCACUUAACAAUAUGGCAGAAAAAGUAGGUUACAAUAGAAUAUCAGUUGUUUAGGUUACACAGUUAUGGUUAAGUAUGUCUAUUUUCAACUACUCACUAGUAAUUUGGUUCAGUCAUGACAUGGCAGUUUUUCAGGAAAUGCAAAAAAGUGGGUGCAGAGAAAAUUUUGUAAUUUUUCAAGCAAGAACAGUAGCAGAGUUGAUAAUCAGAUGUGUAUCUAUAUAUUUUCUACAGUGUAAAGAAAAAGGUGGUACCCAAAUUUUUCAACCGCCUCUGUAACCAAUGUUUGAAAGAUUUUGAGAGAACUAUGAGGUGUAAAGAACUAAUUUGCUCAGGGUUAUGAAGCUUGCUUCUUUAGUCACACAAAUGAAUCAUUUCAGCAUAAUUUUUAUAUUUUAAGCAUUGUAUGCUUAAAUUCCACUAAAAAAAGUGCUUUAGUGGAAGAAAAGGUUGACGAUUUACAGUAUGUAAUGUUAGUUACAGAUUUAUUUUCAAAUUGAACAGAACAUGCAAAACUAAGUAGAUAAGAGUAAACAUAUAUAAUGUAUAGUAUGACGUGUAACGGAGAAAUAAUCUGUCCAAACAUUGCUUUUCAUUCUUGGCCAUGUUUCCUUAAGGUGAAAUGUCAGGGUUAUCGAUUUGCUGCUAAAAUUUAACACAGUGAGCAGUAUAUUGUUCUUUUUUAUGAGUUACAUUGAAUUCAUUCCAUAUAUGUGAGUAGAAGUAAGUUGUAAAUUAAACAGUCUGCUAUUUGUUGAUAAUGCCAUUUCAUGACACAUAGACCUAAAAUUGUACUCCAAAUUGAACUCGUGAAGGAUUCCUGAUAAGUAACUCUCAAGAAGAAGAUUAUGGUUAUGUGAAAAAUAAAGAAAAUUAUGCUUUUAAAAUUAAAAUUUGUUUUAAUUACAUUUUUGGAUCAUAGUUAACAACCCAGAAUUUUCCUUCUAUUUUAUGCCUUUUUUACCCAUCAUUGUUUGGAAACUGUGGCCCUUUUGUGGUACAUUUUUAUGAUAGACAGUAUCACAAACUGUAUGUUAAAGAUUAACAAAAUGUUGCAUUUAACCUUUAAAUAUAUGCAUCAAAUAGGUAUAAUUUAUCUGCUGAUUCAGUGCUCUAUCAAGUGUGAGCAUUCAGCUUCAGAUAUUUUGUUUUGUACAGAGGAUUGUAAGUUUUCAACCUUAGCCCAAAAUGGUUGAUUAUUGAUGAUUGGAAACUUAUUUAUCUGGUGUUCAAAACCAUUGCAUUUCAUGAAAUGAUAAUCCUAUGGCAACAUCCUGAAAAAAAGAAGAAAUAAAUGUACGUCUCAUAUAUCAAUGCAAAGAUUAAUAUGAAAGAUAAAUUAGUGAAUUAUUUCCACUACAGUAACCUGUAACCAUUAUGCUAUUAAAUGAGAAGCCUGUAGGUGAUAUAGCUGACAGUUUCCAAAACUUGGAAAGCAUUGCAUUUCAUGUUUAAGAAGGUAAUAAGGCUGUAUCCUUAAUAUAUGUACCUCCAACUGUGUGUGUAUAUGACUAUCUCUGAGACCCAGACUUGCUAUACAAAGGACACAUUCAUGUAGUAAAUCAGAAGUAUUGUUGCCGAUUCCUGUUAAUGCAUAUGACAGAGACAAUACAAAUAUACAAAUUAGCAGCCUGGUUGGAAAAAGAAAAGAAAAAUGAAAUUUUCAUCUUUGGAUAUAAAUGGGGAUUUUUGAUGGGAUCUUGGAAUUGAUUAUUGUGAGUCAUUUAAGAGUGGCUGAUGUAUGCACCCAUGUAGAUGUAUACCUGUACAGAGGACCAAUGUUUUAUAAUGUUUUAGUAAAAGAGCUGUAUAUACUAAUUGUGUACAGUUAAACGCAUAGACCUCAUAACUCUUAUGGAUUUAUAUCUUGAUUGUAGCGUAUACAUUGUAACAAAACUUCCCUUUCCAUUCAACUUUCUGACUAUACUAGCUGGUAAAUCAGUGUGGUAACUUCAAGCCAUAUUACAUUGCUGCUAGGUGUAUAAAAUUAUAGUCAAUAAUUUGAAGAAUUACCUGACAAUCCUUGCAACUUCAUAUGGCAAUGCAAUUCUUAUGUAGAUUACAAUGAUCCAAGUCACAGUAUUAUAUGUUCACACUUGUAACAUAAAUGUUACUUUGUGCAUGUUUUUACUUAUUUGUAAAUAUGAUGUAAAUGAACAGGCACAUUCUUGUAUUUUGUCCAUGGAUUGUACAUACAUACAGCCUUGUUUAUCAGGCAUAAUUGCUGUUUAUUUGUACAGAUGAGAUAAUUAUAUAAUAUUUCUAAUACAUGUAGUUAGGUUAGUUGAAUUUUUACUUCGUCUUUUAUCACUAAUACUAAUUUUACAAGAACUAUCACAUCAUAUUACAAUUUAAAAACAUGUAUGUUUCCUAAUUUGCAUUGAGACAACUGUGUGGCAUGAAAAGUCUUUGUCAAGCAAACUGUACUUUCACUAAAUUAGAAACAUACAUGUACAAUGACUAAUAGACUGAUAUAAUUGUUCCCAAAUGGACAGAAGCCUCAUUACUUGCCUACAUGUAAUUCAUAUAUAAUACACAUUGUUGCAGAAAAAGUACAAGCAGACAUUUAUGAUUAACCACUAUGCACAAAUACGAGAAUGCUGUAAUUUUUUUUUCAUAAAGCCACAUUAAAGAAAAUACUUGAUUACCAUCACAAACCUCAUGAAAAAUUGGGCAAGUGGCACUUUUUUCCUUGUUACAUGUAUUUUGUUUUAAAUUUUUGUUUAAUGAGAAAUUAAUCAUUGAAAAUGUGUUAAUGCAAAAUUUUUCUAUGAAGGCCUAAUGCAAACACUAGCCUACUUAACCAUAAUCUGCUCUCAUGUGUACACACAUGGAGAUCAUGCAACCACAACCGAUGAGGCUGUGACAUGCCAACAGUUAACAUGCUUACUUAUCAGUUUAAACUGGAAAAAAUGUGUUCUUCAUAUCUUUGUCUUUGACUCCCUUGUGUAUGUUUUCCUAAUGAUUAAGUGUUGUAAAAUGGCCAUUGUUUGUUUCAGAAAAUCACAGUUUAGAUUUCUGAGCUGUAUGUUUGAAUUUGGUGCUAUGAGAAUACCUUUAUUAUGCAUUGACAUGUUGUUUCUUUUAAGUCAUAUAUUCCUGAAUUGUAACUGUUCAUUUUGAAAUGCAUGUAACUGCAAAUAUUCUGUAGUAUGGUAUUAGGCUGCAAAGAAACAAAGUGUAGUCUUGGUGUAUACAGGUAAAAAAAUGAAAGGUAUAUAUUUACACAUACAAACCUGUUGUUUUUUUUAUUAACACUCUCAUUCAUGUAAAAGCUCCUUACAUAACUUGAUCAAAAAUCUGGCUUGCCACCAUGUUCAUUGGGGAAGAAUGGGAGUCAAGUUAGUGUAUGCAUCCAUUAUUCUAAAGGUGAUGUUAUGUACAGACUUUGUUUUGCAGCUGUGUACAUUUUCCUUAUUUUGGGAAAUACGACACAGAAAAACAUGCUAGGCAUAAUUAAUAAUCGGUCCCUUUCUUUUGUUUUUGUAUUAUUUUGAUAGCUCGUCCUCAAGUUCAAUGCAAAAUCUUUACCUUUGUUUGUCAUGGUAUACAAUGGUUGUAUACAGUCAUGUAUAUUAAAAGUGUUACUUGUUUUACGUCCAUUUUAUUUCUUGUAUUGUUUUCCCUUUCUUUCCUGUUUUAUAUUCAUUCAAGAUUUUAAUGAAGUCUGACAUGACAAUUACAAAGAAAUUAAAUUUAAAUAUUAAAUAAA